AUGGCAGGAGGAAGUGGUAAAAAUAAUGAUGGAGGAGAACUAAGUGAGGUUGGGAGACAGUUGGCAGCGGUCGCCCAACAAUUAGCUAGGAACUCAACCAAUAAUGGAGAUGCUCAGGGAGAGCUAUUCAAGAAGGUGGCACAAAGCAAGCCACCAACUUAUCAAGGAGAGGUUGAUCCAACAGUACUGGAAAACUGGUUAAGGGAGUUUGAGAGAUUAUUUGGGGCAGUAGGGUACCCAGAAGUUCGAAAGUGGGUUGUGCUACCUAUUAUCUCAGAGAUUAGGGACAAGUUUUACCCUAGAUUAUUACGGAAACAGAAAGCUGAGGAAUUUUCAAGCCUAGCAAUGGGAGUGAUGUCGAUCACUGAGUACUAUACAAAGUUUAUCGAGCGGUCACAGUUUGCCCAAGAGUCUGUUUCUACAGAAAAGGCAAAAGCUAGGAAGUUUGAGACUGGAUUGACUACUGAUUUGCAACUAAAGCUGUGUGGACAUGUGUUUGAAACCUUGGAUGAGGUGUAUGGUAGAGCUGCACACCUGUAUGCGUUGGAGUUGAAGAAUAAGAAAGAGUUAGGUGAGGUGGAAGGAAAGGAAAAGAGAAAAGAGAAAAGAGAAAUUAGAUGGGGCAAAGUACUGGAAACCCGCAUGGAUUGUGAGGGUAAUUUGGUUACUUGUCGUGCUUGCAACAAGCUAGGGCACAGGGAGUAUGAGUGCUUUUCCAAAAAUCCUAAUCGCAACAAGCAGGGCAACAAUCAAAGAGGGGCUCAAAGGAACUUUCAGGGAAAUUACAACUAUUCAGGAAACAAAAGGGCACAACAGAAUGGAGCGAAGGGCAAUAACAAUGGGAAUUAUCAGGUGAAGAGUGGAGCUCCAGGCAAGUUGAAUGUGAUGAGUAGACAUAAGGCCGAUUCCACGAAAGAUGUUAUCACUGGUACCUUUUCUAUUAACUCUAUUCUUGUUAAAGUUUUGUUUGAUUCUGGUGCAACUUUUUCUUUCAUUUCAAAGGUCAUUGUUUCAAAUCUAUCCCACUGUUUGAACACGGGAGGGGUAGUGCAGUGUACUAAAACCUUUAGGGAUGUGCCAUUAAAAAUCAAGGGAAAAGUGUUUCUGUCUGACCUCAUCGAGUUUGGGUUAAGCGACUUCGAUAUCAUUCUGGGAAUGGAUUGGUUAAGCAAGUACAGUGCAUAG
Molecule: messenger RNA, 1185 nt
Organism: Chenopodium quinoa (quinoa)
Lineage: Eukaryota; Viridiplantae; Streptophyta; Magnoliopsida; Caryophyllales; Amaranthaceae
Exons: 3
Coding region: 1-1185 (394 amino acids)
Source: RefSeq, a predicted model, not a curated record